This is a messenger RNA of Lytechinus variegatus (green sea urchin), 813 nucleotides long. RefSeq lists its product as uncharacterized. NCBI's taxonomy places the organism in Eukaryota, Metazoa, Echinodermata, Echinoidea, Temnopleuroida, Toxopneustidae. The record is from RefSeq and is a predicted model, not a curated record. The transcript has 4 exons. Bases 34 to 699 code for a protein of 221 amino acids.
GGCCACUUUGAGCGUUUCAACGACUUCACCGAAAUGUAUGCCGGACAAGGAAGGAGUAUAUUGCUUGGCGACAAUUCUACCUGGUUGUAUCUGGGUAACAGCGACUCUGGUCUCAUAACGCGCCACCAGCUUCCGGAUAUGCUACAUGAGGAGACAAUCUACCAUGGCAUCCUCAACACUAGGACUACACGAGAGGAUACUCCUAUUUAUCCUGGUCCGUUCGUCAUGGCCAUUUCACACAUCCGAAGACUACUUUUCUGGAUGGAUUCGAAAGGGAUAAUGAGCUGCACCGUAGACGAUUGUAUGAACACUGCUGGCCGUGUCCAUUUAUUUUCCGAGGAAAAAAAAUAUCCAGGAGGAGUAGCUAGAUGCAGUCUCGUCGUGGAAGAUAAAAUUGGCAAGAUAUUUUGGUCUGACUAUCUUUCAACUGAGGACGUCUAUCCCCAUGAUAUCCUAAUGGCAGAUUUGGAUGGCAAGCGGGUUCAGACGGUGUGGAAACGUACUUCCAACUUCAAGCUGAUGGUAUUUACAAUAUGGAACGACUGGCUUGUAGCCUACGAAUUGGAGUCGUUUCGAUUCUGGAUGAGUAGAUUCCGGAGUCACAUCGCCGAGUCAAGUGAUGGGACCGCUCUGCCGUGGAAGUGGUUCCAGUCUACGUUCCAAGGAAAACAUUACAUAACUGAAAUGGUUUCAGUUUAAAGUUCUCAUGGCGGUGUAAUAAUUUAUGAAAAUAUACCUGUUUUCCUAUGAGAGUGUUUUAGGCAUCUUUAUUAAGUACGUUCAUCGUCAAAGUUUUUAAUCUGUUGUGGAUUU